GAGUUUAGCUAAACUAUGGACUUGAACCAAAUUUAAAACAUAGAACAAACAAUUAUUCCACCCCAAAAUAUCACUCUACACACCUGAAGCUAGGGAUUUACUUUUUCCAGUCCCCUCAAAACCAUGAAACUAGCGCCUCUUAACACCGUCGGGAACGCCCACGACGAUUCGGUUUGGACUGCGGCGUGGGUUCCGGCCACCGAGGACUCACCGCCGCUUCUCCUGACGGGAUCACUUGACGAGACUGUCCGUCUGUGGGACCCGGAAGGUCCCCAGAAGCUCCAGACUAACACCGGUCACUGCCUCGGCGUGGUCUCCGUGGCCGCCCACCCAUCUGGUAGAAUCGCCGCCUCUGCCUCGAUCGACAGCUUUAUUAGGGUUUUUGAUGUUGCCACAAAUAAUACUAUUGCAACCCUCGAGGCUCCCCCCUCUGAAGUCUGGAAACUGCAGUUCAAUCCCCAGGGUACGGUACUAGCAGCAGCUGGAGGUGGUAGUGCAUCAGUGAAGCUCUGGGAUACCGCUCAAUGGCAAUUAAUUGCAACACUAUCUGUACCCCGACUAGAAGGCUUGAAACCCUCUGAGAAAACUGGCAGCAAGAAGUUUGUUCUCUCAGUUGCAUGGAGCCCUGACGGUACACAAAUUGCUUGUGGUUCAAUGGAUGGAACCAUCUCUAUUUUUGACGUGACUCGUGCGAAAUUCCUACACCACUUGGAAGGCCACAGUAUGCCUGUUCGAUCUCUUGUGUAUUCAUCAGCACCUCUUGAUGCAAGGGUUCUCUUUUCUGCCUCAGAUGAUGGCCACGUCCAUGUCUAUGAUACGGAAGGUAAAACCCUGAUUUCGUCUUUGUCAGGCCACGCGAGCUGGGUUUUGAGUGUGGAUGUGUCCCCAGAUGGAAUGGCUAUUGCAACAGGUUCAAGUGACCGGAGUGUUAGGUUGUGGGAUCUUAAAAUGAGGGCAGCUACCCAGAUAUUGAGUGGCCACACAGACCAGGUCUGGUCAGUGGCAUUUGGACCUCCAUUAAAGACAGACGUUAGAUCUUGUUUGCUUGCUAGCGUGUCUGAUGACAAGAGCUUGUCGUUCUAUAAAUAUUCUUGAAAAUCGAAUCCCUUCUUUUGUUCUUUCGUCAAGGGUCUGGAGAACAGUUUAUUGAUUUAUGUACAUUGGCGGGUAGCAAAAUUGUUGUUGGUAACUGUUGUCUUUACAUGCUACCAUUUGUAAGUUAACCUCGGAAGUCUGUAGUUCGAUUUUUCUAUAUAAUCUCACCCUUGCAACAUAUACUUACUAAUUUAGUUUGGGUGUCGAUAUGUCAUAACAAAUCAGAGGUUGAUUUCAAGGA
Olea europaea var. sylvestris is the source of this 1336-nucleotide messenger RNA. Its product is annotated as WD repeat-containing protein VIP3-like. The transcript is spliced from 2 exons. Gene Ontology annotation, molecular function: protein binding. The record is from RefSeq and is a predicted model, not a curated record. Gene Ontology annotation, cellular component: Cdc73/Paf1 complex. The coding region runs from base 124 to 1095 and encodes 323 amino acids. NCBI's taxonomy places the organism in Eukaryota, Viridiplantae, Streptophyta, Magnoliopsida, Lamiales, Oleaceae.